Uranotaenia lowii is the source of this 1823-nucleotide messenger RNA. RefSeq lists its product as uncharacterized. Lineage: Eukaryota; Metazoa; Arthropoda; Insecta; Diptera; Culicidae. The annotation marks the transcript as partial. The record is from RefSeq and is a predicted model, not a curated record. The transcript has a single exon.
CUAGAUGCUCCUUCGGUUGGCUCAUCAGGUUUAACGUCGCAGCAUCCUAACGGUGGUGGAUCCAAUUCUUCACUCAAUCAUCCUCGAUUUUACACGAGUUUGGCCAAUCGCUAUCGCAAGUCUUCCAGUCCAGCGCGCCAAUGGCUCAACGGUGCUGGAAACUAUGCAACAACCGGAAGAACGUCCCGAUUUCCCAAUGCCAAACCCGGCACGGGACAUAUCCUAGGAGGCAAUAGCAACCUGCUGAAGAAUUUGCGAACUACCGAACUACGGAGAAGUUCUGCAGCCGGUCUCAACGCCAGCUCACAACGACCACCUCUUCCACCGAAAAUGGAAACACGCUGUCGUAGUUACGAAGGACUACUGGACGGGAACAAGAAAGGAACUACCGAAGGACAGGACCGUGUAGACGCAAGUGCUUCUCAAUCGAAAUCCGUCGAAAACACGCCGGAACCUACCAAACCAACCGAAGAAUCAAUCAAAGCCAAAAAUCGACGAUCUCGCAGUAUGGACGAUUUGUUUGACGAUGACGAUCACAGUCCGACAAACUUUCUCGAAAGUACUCAAAGUAUGGAAAAUUUAGUCUCAAGCGAAGAAGCUCCGGCCCAACCGGAAACACCGGUCAAACAUAUGGGAAAUAUCUGUCUAAACCGUCGCUUCGUAGAACCAUCUAACGAAACUGACGAGAACAAAACUUCUACUCGUGCCUCGGAUACGGCCUCACCCGAUUCCUGUUGCGAACAACCCUGUGAAAACGAAACCAUCACAGUCGACCACACACCUCGCCAAAGUUCGAGCGAACCAGAGGCAAACGAGAAAAUGUCACCCGCAGAAGACGACUCUAGAUCAACUACGUCCUCGCUGAAUUCAUACGCUUCUGCCAGCGAUGGAGGAAGCAAGAAACAAAACACAAACACAUCACCCUUCAUUAACAAGUACAUGAAAAAAGUGAAAUCACUAAUGAAAAAGUAACGUCUUCUUCGGCAUCCUCGAAUACGCCAACUAACAUCACUGCUUUACCGGUGCUUCUGUCGGCACUCUUUGUUAGGAACAGAAAUGCUAAAGAGUAACUAGUUUCUAUCGGAAACUUUAAACGAAUGUGAUCUUUCAGAAACACUACUUGUUAGGAUAUAUGAAUGUAUAUAUUUUUUUUACGAUCCAACUACAUUAAGAGUAACGCUCUUCAAAAGUUGUGUCCAGUAUUUUAACAUACAACUUUACUAUUCGUUAUGUUACACAAAAUAUGUUAUUGUACCUGUAAAUGUUGGAAUUUCUGUUUUCACAAAAUGCUUUAAAAUACAAAAACAUUAGAUGAAAAGUCUCAUUAUAAUUUGAAAAAAAAAUUAAUAAAUCGUUUGAAUUGCGUCAAUGUGAUCCGCUCGCAUUCAUGCGAAGAUAGAAAUGUGUAAAAUAUAUUAUUUCAACUUAAACAUUAAGCCGUAGAAUCAUAACCUGCUAUAGUAUUUAUUUGGAAAGCAAAAUCUAUCACUAUAUGUGUAAAGUGAAAUAAAAAAUGCCGACACAAACUACAAAACAAGCAGCACAAGUUCCAAACACAGGGAAGACAUAAACUCACAAUUUUGAAAUUCGGCACUUCUGCUACUCUAGACCGUAAGAUUUUUAUUUCUGCUACAAACUAAGUAGGUAUUAACGUAACACUUAGGGUUUAUUUACCUAAAUAUGCAUGCAAACUAAACGAAACCUUUCUGCGUUAGAAUCGGCGAUCCAUGAUCGAGUGCUGUAAAUGAACAUGUAUUUCACAGAAUUUAAGUCAUUUUAACAAAUAAUUUAAAAGGAAUAAAAAUAAAACAAAACUUCAAAAA